UUCUUGAUUUUUUCUUUAAAUACAGAGAUUUUAUUCCAAAACGAAACAACUCUUUGGUUCACGAAAAAACAACACCAACUCUUCGGAAUCUGUCUCCACUAUGAACGUCUCUGUUCUAACCAUUUCUCCGCGUGUUACUCGAAGCUCAUUGUCGAUUCCUGAUGACCUCAUUUUCGAGAUAUUCUUAAGGUUGCCAUCAAAGGCGAUAAUGAGAUUUCGAUGCAUAUCCAAGCUCUGGGCGUCCAUCCUUCGCAAUCAAGAUUUCACAGAGUCGUUCUUGAUCAGAUCUUUUGCUCGUCCUCAGCUUCUAUUCGCAUGCGAAGAUGACGAUAAGUUUAUCUUCUUCUCGUCACCUCAUCCUCAGAAUCCAGAAGAGAACUCGUAUGUUGUAGCCGCCAAUCAUCUUGAACGUUUCCCAAGUUCAUAUAGAUUCCCUGCUCCCAGCAGUGGCUUCUCGUGUUACGGAUUUAACCUGAUCAUGAAUUGCGAUUUUGAGAAUGUGAUAUGUAACCCCAGCACGGGACAGUCCUUGAUCUUACCAAGAUUGAAGUCUAGGAAUAAGUUUAGCGUAGCAUGCUAUCUUGGAUAUGAACCCAUUGCGAAAGAGUUCAAGGUAUUGUCAAUGGAACGCUCGUGUGAAAGCCGUGAGUGGAUCUCUGUGAAGCACCAAGUUCUGACAUUAGGAACCAAUAAAUUGUCAUGGAGGAUGCUCGAAUGUUGCAUACCACAUUAUUGUUCUCAUAAGUGGAUAUGCAUCAAUGGUGUUAUUUACUACGAAGCUCCAGAUAACUGGUCUUCUGUGCCUUGCAUGGUAGCUUGUUUUGAUUUGAGUUCUGAGAAGUUAAGCUUUGUGAAUUUUAUGGAAACUACCAGUAGAAACAUGCCUGGUUCAACAACUCUAAUAAACUACAAUGGGAAACUAGGUUUGCUUAUGUCGGGAGAUUCUAAUGAUGUUAUAAAUGGAUCAAGUAAAAGACUUGAGCUGUGGGUUCUACAAGAUGCUGGAAAAAAUGUGUUGUCCAAACAUGUAUAUGUAUUACCCCCUCUGUGGAAGGAUGUAGUUGUGGAGAGAAUGCGCAUUGCUGGAAUGAUUGGUACAAAUGAAAUCGUCUUGUCCCCGAUCUACCAACAAGUGACUUUCUAUCUCAUCUACUUCAACGUGAAGAGAAAGACAAUCAGAAAAGUUGGAGUCCGAGGAAUGGAAGCGUUUCAGGGUAAGAGAUCUUACACCGUUCUCAACUAUGUUGAGAAUGUGAAGUUUCUUUAA
Molecule: messenger RNA, 1267 nt
Organism: Raphanus sativus (radish)
Lineage: Eukaryota; Viridiplantae; Streptophyta; Magnoliopsida; Brassicales; Brassicaceae
Product: F-box protein At5g65850-like
Exons: 1
Coding region: 101-1267 (388 amino acids)
Molecular function (GO): protein binding
Source: RefSeq, a predicted model, not a curated record